Molecule: messenger RNA, 1212 nt
Organism: Melozone crissalis (California towhee)
Lineage: Eukaryota; Metazoa; Chordata; Aves; Passeriformes; Passerellidae
Gene: AADAC
Product: arylacetamide deacetylase
Exons: 5
Coding region: 1-1212 (403 amino acids)
Cellular component (GO): membrane
Molecular function (GO): carboxylic ester hydrolase activity
Source: RefSeq, a predicted model, not a curated record
AUGGGGGCCCGGCUGCUGUGCCUGUGCCUCCUCACCGCCCUGCUCGCCUACUACGUCUACAGCCCGCUGCCGCCGGAGCUGGCCCAGCCCGGCACCGUGAUGCUGCUCUCGGCUGCCGUCAGGGCCCUGGGGCACCUGUCGGAGCUGGGGGAGCUGCUGGGGCUGAUGCACUACAUGGAGGGGCUGAGGCUGAUCUCCGCGGUGGAGCUGGUGGCUCCCACGUCCGACGAGAACGUCACGGUGACGGACACGGAGCUCGGCGGGGUCCCCGUGCGCCUGUUCCUGCCCCAGAGGCCGCCUGGAGGGCUCCGGAGCACCGUGCUCUUCUUCCACGGCGGCGGCUGGUGCCUGGGAGACGCAGGCAUGCACGGCUACGAUCUCAUGUCACGCCGGAUUUCAAACGAGCUGAAUGCUGUCGUGGUGUCAGUCAACUACAGGCUGGCCCCUCCGCACCGUUUCCCUGCCCAGUUUGAGGACGUGUACUCGGUGACCAAGUUCUUCCUGCAGGACACGGUGCUGUCCCAGUACGGGGUGGACCCUGCGCGGGUCUGCGUGGCCGGGGACAGCGCCGGGGGCAACCUGGCUGCGGCCGUGGCACAGCAGCUGUCGGAGGACCCUGAAGUGAAAACCAAGCUGAAAGCUCAGGUUCUGAUCUACCCCGCGCUGCAGGCGCUGGACCUGGACCUGCCGUCGUACAGGGACAAUGCGCACAAGCCGCUGCUGCCGCGGGCGCUGAUGGUGCGCUUCUGGAGCGAGUACCUGAGCCCUGACCCCGCUCUCCAUGCCGCCAUGGCCUCCGGCCGCCACGUGCCGCCCGAGGCCGCGCCGCUGCUGCCCCUGGUCAACUGGAGCCGCUGGCUGCCCGCCGACAUGCGGGGGGCCCACGCCUACGAGGGCCCGGCCCUGGCCGGCGCGGGGCUGGCGCGGCGCUUCCCGGGGCUGCUGGACCCGCGAGCGAGCCCGCUGCUGGCCCGCGAGGCCCGGCUGCGCGGCCUGCCCCCGGCCCUCGUGCUGACCUGCGAGCACGACGUGCUGCGCGACGACGGCGCCAUGUACGCGGCCCGGCUGCGCGCCGCCGGCGUGCCCGUCACGCACCACCACGCCAAGGACGCCUUCCACGGCGCCAUGACCUUCCUGGCCUGGCCGCUGGAGCUGGCCCUGGGCCGCCGGCUCUUGGACACCUGCGUGGGCUGGCUGAAGGAGAACCUGUGA